This is a messenger RNA of Cuscuta epithymum, 1274 nucleotides long. The record is from the annotation of a GenBank genome assembly. NCBI's taxonomy places the organism in Eukaryota, Viridiplantae, Streptophyta, Magnoliopsida, Solanales, Convolvulaceae.
CUCAUACUUUAUUGGACAUUCGAAAAGCAGAGGCUUCUCCCAUCUCUCGGAUUCUCAAUCUGUCCUAUACUGGCCGAGAUAUUAAACCAUCUGUUCUUUCUGGAAAUUUUCUGGGUUUUCUCUUAAAUCUUGAUUCUUGGAGUUCAAGAUUCUUUCUUUUUUAAGGAAUUGGGGAAAUGGAAGGGUGUGUGGCACAUCAUGAUCAUGAUCUGAACCUCAAAGACACGGAGCUCAGGCUUGGGUUGCCUGGCACAGAAGAAUGUGUUAGGGAAUUGGUGUCAAGUGCCAACAAGAACAAGAAGAGAGCUUUACCUGAACCAACGGAAGAAGACUGUGAAUCAAGAUCUGACUGUGAUGCCCACUCCUCAAUACCUGUUUCCAAGGCUCAGAUAAUUGGGUGGCCACCAGUGAGAGCUUACAGGAAGAACAGUGGGCAGCAGCCAAAGAAUGGAGAUGAGGGCUGUGAUAGUGCAAUGUAUGUGAAAGUCAGCAUGGAUGGAGCCCCUUACCUCAGGAAAAUUGACCUGAAAAUGUAUGAAAGCUAUCCACAAUUGUUAAGAGGUCUGGAGAACAUGUUCACACUCACCAUAGGUGACUACUCUGAGAGAGAAGGCUACAAAGGAUCAGAAUAUGCCCCUGCUUAUGAAGACAAAGAUGGUGAUCUGAUGCUUGUUGGAGAUGUCCCUUGGGAAAUGUUCUUGUCAUCAUGCAAAAGGCUAAGAAUAAUGAAAGGGCAAGAAGCAAGAGGACUGGGCUGUGGAGUUUGAGAAAUAUGAUGGCACACUCCAAGCAAUCCAAAUGCAGCUAAACUAUCAAUCUGUAGAAAACAGCAUCUCUCUGCAGGGAAGAGAGAAUCUGCUAAAAUGGGUUCUCAUUAAAGAACCCUUCCUUAGUCAUAAUACUUUUUUGUUUUUGUUUUCAUGUAUAACUACUAGCUGGAAAUCAUGGUGGUAUCAGGAUUCAGGACCACUUGGUGCUCUUGUUCUCGAUUUUGUGAAAUGAUAUAGAUAUAUAUAUAUAUAUACACACACAAACGGUGAGAAGGUUACUUCUGAAGCAAUUGUAUACCGAAACAAGUUUCUUAUUUUACUUUGGCUCAUUAGUUUUUUGCUAUUUCUCCAUUACGCUUUGUACAAUAUUGUCUCAACCUGAAUAUAUGUUGAUUGAGCAAAAAUGGUUGUGCAUCUUCUAUAUGCCUCUUUUUCUCAGUUUGAGAUGCCAAUAAGAUGUCUGUAAAUAUGAAUUGAAGCCUAAUUAUCUAUACUUUAAUAGUU